Molecule: messenger RNA, 1109 nt
Organism: Abrus precatorius (Indian licorice)
Lineage: Eukaryota; Viridiplantae; Streptophyta; Magnoliopsida; Fabales; Fabaceae
Exons: 8
Coding region: 125-859 (244 amino acids)
Cellular component (GO): chloroplast stroma
Source: RefSeq, a predicted model, not a curated record
GAAUUACUCCGUUACCCUACGCGAUAUUCCAAUUUCCAAGUUUGUAACGGAUAAUGCAGAAAUUGAUAGAGAGUUUGUGAAGAGUGGGGGAGGCCUCCCUUGAAGAGUGAAAAAGUUGAAUCUCAUGGCCACACUCAGCUUUGGCAUCGCUACGACAAGCGUGAGAGCCGCGGGCGCAGGUGGUGGUAGAAGAAGAAGCAACUGGAGAAUUGGUAGAGCCAGGAUUGUGUGUAUUGGAUGGGACCCAGAAGGCGUCCUUGGGCCACCCCAAACCGGGCACCUCGCUAGGAUUGAGUUCAAGAGGCGCCUUGAGAGAGACGCAGAGGCCCGCGAAGCCUUCGAGCGUCAAGUCCGUGAAGAGAAGGAGCGUCGUCAAGCCCUUCGACAAUCCCGUGAUGUUCCCGAUACUCCUCAAGACCUCAUUGAAUACUUCCUUGACACCGAAGCUCAAGAGAUUGAAUUUGAGAUUGCGCGAAUGAGACCGCGAUUGGAUGAGGAAUUCUUUUCACAACUGAAAUUCGAGUUAGGACAGCUUCGAUUUGCUGUUACCAAAACACAGGCCACGGAGGACAGAUUGAUUGAGCUGGAGGCUCUAGAGAAAGCCUUACAAGAAGGAAUAGAAGCCUAUGAUAAGAUGCAAGUUGAACUCGUAAAAGCCAAGGCAAGCCUAACCAAAAUCUUGACAUCCAAGGAUGUGAAAGCCACUUUGCUGGAGAUGGUUGAAAAGAAUGAGAUUAAUAGAUCUUUGUUGGCACUUCUCGAUGAAAACAUAGCUAAUGCACAUAGGGGCAACCAGAAACAGGUUGCAGAAUACAUGGAGAAGCUCCGCGGGGCUGUUCUCAAGUACAUUACAGUUUAGUACUUACAAUUAUAGUAUAGUUUUUCCCCCUACUUUACUAUUAUUGACAUUAGUGAAAAUUUGUGCUGUCGAUAAUUGUAUCAAAUAAACACUAAAAAAAUGAGAUAUUUUGGUUGGCACAUCGCUCCACUGUGAAACGAAAAUGUUAGUAAAACGAAACGAAAAUGCUGUUAUAAAACAUUAUGUAUACACGUGUAACAGUAUACUAUUUGCCAAUUAGAUUGCCACCAUGACAUUUCCUUCUGCUCCG